Molecule: messenger RNA, 3449 nt
Organism: Dicentrarchus labrax (European seabass)
Lineage: Eukaryota; Metazoa; Chordata; Actinopteri; Moronidae
Product: protein NDRG3
Exons: 18
Coding region: 341-1495 (384 amino acids)
Biological process (GO): signal transduction
Cellular component (GO): cytoplasm
Source: RefSeq, a predicted model, not a curated record
CCCCGACCGUCCGCGUGCCGCUCACAGCGAGCUCAGUCUGAGAGAGAGGAGGCUCGCGACCAGCUCCGCCCCGCUAGUAACGGUUAAUAACGGCUAGUAACGGUUAGUAACGGUUAAUAACGGCUAACAACGGUCACCGUUAACGCGCUUGGAUUAUAACCGCCAACUUUUCGGCAGCUUCCGGAGCUAACGGCUGUCGAAAUAUUAUCUAUGAGAGCGCUGCACCUCCCCGUUCAGCACCUCCUCCCUGCUGACCUGUACCGUGACUCCUCCUGUGGCCUGUGAUUGGUUGAUCAGUUGAUGCGUGUCCUAUCGGGUUGAUUGCCAGUAAAGCGGCUCUAUGAUGGAGGAGCUUCACGAUGUCCAGCUGACGGAGAUCAAACCACUCCUGACAGGACAGAACGGGAGAAAUCUCCAGGACUUUGACUGUCAGGAGCAUGAUGUGGAGACGGCCCACGGUGUGCUGCACGUUACCAUGAGGGGAGUUGCUAAGGGCAACCGACCCACAAUCCUCACCUACCAUGACAUCGGACUGAACCAUAAGUCUUGUUUUAACAGCCUGUUUAACUACGAGGACAUGCAGGAAGUGACGCAGCAUUUCUCAGUUCUGCAUGUUGAUGCUCCAGGACAGCAGGAGAAUGCUCCUGUAUUCCCCACUGGGUACCAGUACCCCACCAUGGAUGAGCUGGCUGAGAUGCUGCCGUCUGUCCUGACACAGCUUCAGGUGAAGAGUGUGAUUGGUAUCGGCGUUGGAGCUGGAGCCUACAUCCUCACCAAACUGGCUCUGAUUGAGCCCAGUCUGGUUGAGGGUUUAGUUCUGAUCAACAUUGACCCAUGUGCCAAGGGCUGGGUGGACUGGGCUGCCUCUAAGCUGACCGGCUGGACGAGUAACCUGGUCGACAUCAUCAUGGGACACCACUUCAGCACUGACGAGUUAACAGACAAUACGGAGAUCAUCCAGACGUACAGACUCCACAUCUCUCAGGACAUACCGCAGGAUAACUUGGCCAUGUUCUACAACAGCUACGACGGUCGUACUGAGUUGCAGAUGGAGCGGCCGGUUCCGGGUCUGAAUGAAAACACAGUCACUACACUCAGGUGUCCUGCUCUGCUGGUGGUUGGAGACACGUCGCCUGCUGUUGAUGUCGUGGUGGAGUGUAACUCCAGACUGAACCCUACCAAGACCACACUGCUCAAGAUGGCAGACUGUGGGGGGCUUCCUCAGGUGGUGCAGCCUGGAAAACUAGCAGAGGCCUUCAAGUAUUUUGUCCAGGGGAUGGGCUACAUCCCUCAUGUUGUAUUAAACCGCCUGAGCAGCCAAUCAGUGCCCACAGCCGGUAUGACCCGGCUGGUUCGCUCCAGGACUCACUCGGCCUCCAGCGUCGGCUCCACAGACGGCGUCCGGAGCCGCAGUGCCACCAACACACUGCCAGAGGGCGCCACCUCCACCAGCCCCGAACACACCGCGGCACAAACCAUCCAAAUGACUGCGUAGGACUGUUCCCGCUCUCUGCUCUCUCUCUCUUUCCUCCUCUCCUUCUGCUCCUCUCCUCCUCAGACGCUGUGUGCAUUCGGGACGCAGAUAAACAGUUCUACGUUGUCUCAUGUAACACCAUAUAAAGUAGAGUCGUCAGGAACCUUAAAUACCUUCAGAUCUUACCGCUGUCAGCGGCAGCCAUGUUGGCUCGACUGUCCUGUACUCUUUAGGAUGCAGAUGUUGGUUUGUACUUGCACUCCCUCCUCCUCCCCCCUGGAGCCACGCGGUUGCCGUGGUGACUGUAGAUGUAACUGUACAUGGAGUUCAGCUGGUUCUUUAUAUACAGACCAGGUCAUCAUUUCUCUUCCUUUAGUUUGGUCCUGAUCUCUUCUUCUUUUCAUUAUUACGCUCUUAUUAUAAUCAUUAUUCUUUUGUUCUGACUGUUGGUGACGGUGGUGGUGGUGUCGGUCGCUAUGAAGCUCGUUUCUGAAAUUAUGAACUCUUUUCCUACCCAUAAGAUUACAGUAACUUUAAGGGAAUAUUUCAGUUAAAAUGUAGGUGCACGUGGGAAACGACCCUGGAGUGCCUGACAAAAGAUCUGCUAUUUAAUAGGAGAAUUUGAAGGAAGAACUGGUUAACAACAGCAAAACAAUAUCAAAAUAUCCAUAAAACAAAUACAAAUAACAUGUAACCAAACAUCAGGGUUGUAAACUGACAGAAAGCGCUGUAGUUCGUGUAAUCUGUCCGUCUUCAGUCGCUGCUUCACUGUCAGCACUUUACACAUCAGCCUUGACGUAUGAACACUGGAGCCACAGAGAUAAGCAUGUCAGUGUGUUUAUUGUGAAAAAUAAAAACCCCAGAAGGCACUGAAUCCUGUUUGAUUACAAAAAUAUCUCAUCCGCUCAACUUCACUAUUCCAAACUAAGACAGAAGCUGGAAAUGUCAAUCUCCUUGUCAGUUUGUAGAACGUGGACCAAAGUUAAAACCGUUUUAUUACUUGUAUUUGUCUUGAUGUUACUUAAAAUUUAUAUACGAAUAAAGCUGUUUACAUUUAGUGUUACAGAAAUAGACCAAUGAGAUGUGUCAGACAGAAAGUGGCUUAAAAAAAUAUGUUUAUUGUGCAGCAGACAUCCAGACUUUAGGAGGCUUUGAGGAUUCCUGAAUACUUUAAUAGAUUAUGUUGAUAACUUUUACAUUUUUCAGAGAAAGUAAAGUUUAGUUCUGUCGUUGUCGGGAUAAUCGUGAAUAUCCUCACGAGAGAGCUUUCUAGCUCACUAAAGUACAGUCUGAUUUAUUUAAUAAGAGUCCACAUCUGUGUAAUCAUUACAUUACUCAGCCUGUCACUGUGGCUGAAGGCUCCACACAAACACUUCAACCUGAUGUGGCCACUCCACUAUGUUUUAAUGCUGUUUUAACAGUAUGAAGUACAUUUUGAUUAUUUGGGAUAAAAUAGUGAAUUUCUGUUAUUUGGCUCAGGAUAGUUGUGAGAAGAAGUCUCCGUGUUGUCCCGUGGGUAGCUCUGUAACUCGACUGUAAUGUUAAUACAUGAGGCUCGAACUGGGACUGAACAUGUUUAAGAGUUUCUUAAGAUUUGAUCUCAUUUCUUUUUGAAUAUUAGUCACAUUAUAGUGAAUAUCUGAGAGUGUGAGACUGUUCUGCUCGUGUUUAAACAGGACUGUGAGGUUGAUCCUAUGGGAGGAGUGAGCAGGUCUUUGUCGGGUAUUCCAGGCUCCGCAGGGUCGUUGAUUUAAACAAAUGAUGAUGAUUUAAGGUGAAUAUUUGCUUCCUCCUCCUUUAAAGGAGAUCCUGAAAGUGACCUUGUGCGUUUCUUUUCUCUUUCUGUACGCGGUUUAGUUUGAGUGGAGCUGUCAGCGCUCUCUGUUCCUCAGCAGCAUGCUCGUUGUGGAGUUGUGGCAUGCUACCUGUACAGUGGUUUCAGUCUCGUGAGUAACUGCUGUCGUUCAGCUGUAAA